This is a messenger RNA of Apus apus (common swift), 3088 nucleotides long. RefSeq names its product deltex E3 ubiquitin ligase 3L (gene DTX3L). Bases 8 to 2251 code for a protein of 747 amino acids. The transcript is spliced from 5 exons. The record is from RefSeq and is a predicted model, not a curated record. NCBI's taxonomy places the organism in Eukaryota, Metazoa, Chordata, Aves, Apodiformes, Apodidae. Gene Ontology annotation, biological process: Notch signaling pathway; protein ubiquitination.
GGCGGCCAUGGCGGCGGGAGCGCUGCUGGUGCGGCUCAGCCCCGCGCCCGCGGCCGGCGAGAAGGCGCGGCUGAAGCUGCUCCGCUACUUCCAGUCAGCCCGGCGCUCGGGGGGCGGCGAGUGCGAGGUGCGGCCCGGGUCCGGGCCCGGCACCUUCUGGGUGCACUUCCAGCAGGAGCAAGUGAAGAAGAACGUGGAAUCCCGCACAGAUCACGCCCUCGAAAUCGAUGGCAGACACCUGAAGAUAGUCAUGCUGCUGGGACAGGAGGACCUGAGCAAGAGCCCGCUUGCAGAGCAGGCUUCCCCCAGCUCUGCCCUCCCGCCCGGCUCUGCCCUCCCGCCCAGCUCUGCCCCACCUCGGCGGGAGCAGCAGGCAGCCCAAGGCCACGGAGUCUCGGCAGAAGACAUCCUUACCGGAAAGAUAUUUCUCACAGUAUCUGCAACUUUGAAUACCAGUAUGUUCACUGAAAGGCAAAGGGAGAAAAUUACCACUCUAUGUCCAAAUUUAAAAAGAGAAGGAAAUCCUGAUAUUGAUGGCUUUGAGAAAUUGACAGGAGAUUUUAUGGAUAUUGAAAAGGCUUAUCACUACUUUAAGGAUAUCCUUGCAGACAAUGACUCAAACCAUGAUUUUUCACCUUCUGAAAGUAAGAAUGGUCUGGAAGAUGAAAAUGGUCUAAAUACUGAAGAAAUGAAUGAGCUUGAAGUUCUGCCUGCUCUAUAUGAAUAUUUCAGUCAUGCUUGCAAAGAAGAAAUCAAAACACUGCAAGAACGUUUUGGAGUGUCUAUAAGAGGUAAAGAUCAUGACAAGGGAAGCACAUUAGUGUGCUUCACUCCUGUUAAAAGUUCAGCAUCAAUACAAAAAGCUAAAGAUUUUUUUAUCACAGCUUUUCAGGAACAUGUAAGAGAUCUGAAACAGGAAAAAAUUCCCAUAACAAACAGAGACACAUUAAAUGAGACAAUAACAAAACUAAAUGCUAGGUUUAGUAAUCUUCUCGCCAAAGAGGAAGAGAAUCAAUUGCUACUCCGUGGUCCAGGGCAUUUGAUUUUAGAUGCCAAAAAAUUUCUGGACCAGGAAGGUGAAAACAGCAAAGCUGAAAAGAAUAUGAACAUGUCAUCAGAUCUGUACCAAUACAGGAAUGGAAUUGAAGUUGAUGCUUCUGUGUUUAAAUUGUUGGAAACAAUAUUAAGCAAAGACAUUGAAUACAUUGAAGAUAAAUUUGGUACAGUAACAGAAAAAAAAGGCAGUUCAUACGGCCAGAAGAUGUUAAUAACAUUUAGGCCUAGGACCAAAACUUUUGAUAUGACUCCACAUGCUGCUGAAAGUUUCAUCAAUGCAUUUCAGAAUGCCGCUGCAAUGUUGAGAGAGAAACUCAUCAGCCUGAGGCUUUCAGGAGAUCAGGAGAAAACAUUAAAUAUGCUACUUCAUGGAAAACUAUUGGAAGAGCUGCAUGUAAAACUUAAGAAGGAGGACAACAAAUUAAUUUUAAGCGGUUUACCAAACCAUCUUUAUGCUGCUGAAAAGCACAUUAUGGACCUUCUAAACCCUGAAGACUCAAUGCAGACUAAAAGCACAACACUGCUGUCCUCCAGUGUUGGCUACCAAGAAGUUACAGGAGCAUCUGAGAAGAAAUACAAUGGCAAGCAAAAGAACAAUCUUACUUUAGAAAAACAGCCUACGGCAAAGACAGAUGAGGAAGACAAAGACAAGUGUCCGAUUUGCAUGGACAGAAUUAGUAAUAAAGAAACACUGAGAAAGUGUAAUCAUGAGUUUUGCAAAAGUUGCAUCGACCUGGCCAUGACUUAUAAGCAGUGUUGUCCUGUUUGUAAUACUCCUUAUGGGCUCAUAGAAGGAAACCAACCAGAGGGAACAAUGUCAACUGAAACAGUGACUGAUCCUCUCCCUGGUUAUCCCGAUUGUGGUACUAUUGUGAUUAUAUAUAAUAUGCAAGGUGGAAUUCAAACUGACAAACAUCCAAACCCAGGGAGCCGUUACGCGGCAACUACUCGAGUGGCGUAUUUACCUGACAAUAAGGAAGGGCAAGAAAUUCUGAAGCUUCUCAAAAGAGCCUUUGACCAAAAGUUGAUUUUCACAGUGGGGCGCUCACGUACUACUGGUGCAGAAGGUGUCAUCACAUGGAAUGAUAUUCACCACAAAACUUCUGUGCAGGGAGGACCUACCAAUUUUGGUUACCCUGAUCCUGAUUAUCUGCAGCGGGUUCGAUCAGAACUGAAAGCAAGAGGAAUUGAAUAAGGAUGUUUGUCAGCCCUCGGCUCUGAAGUGUAAUAACUGAACGUGUAGCAAUUCAUUUACUAUUCAAGCACAACGAAGAAAGAAGUUACUUUGUUCAACUGCUGUGCCUAAAUCCCUUGUAUUUUGCAGUCAGCUACAAAAAGUAAUCUUUUUUCAUCAAACCAUGUAUGCUCCUUUUAUGGAUCAUUUACUUCCUUGAAUAGAGUUUCCCUAUAUGUGUAGCCAUUACAGAUUGUGAGGGUGAUAUCAGUACUUACUGCAGUUGUCAAAUAUCAAGUGAUAUCUCUUAUUUCACCAGUGAAUCUGAUCUGGGCUUUUUCUCAUGAGUUUUCAGUCCGACCACCGAACCUGACAGAUCUACUACAAGCUUUUAUUUGAUCAGCCACUUCCUUUAGCUUUGUGUUGUCACAUCUGCCAUCAUGGAUAGCAUCCUGUAACCCAUCGCUGGAAAACUUUUAUUAGUUUUAUUAUUUCUGGGGAAAGGUCCAUUUUCUCUCCCCCCAACACAAGACUAAACAAAAUCCCUUUCAAGCCAGCAAAGCAAAGUAGCCCCCCGAUACCGGCCCGCAACAUUAGUAUAUAAGUAUCAGCUGUGAUCAGACGGUGAUCUUUUUGCUUCUUUUCCUUUUCAGGAUAGAAAUAGCAUUAGUGGUUUGGGUUUUAAACAUGAAAUUAGCAUGGGUAAUGUAUGAGGGGCAUGUGGAUGCUGCAGUAAUUUUAACCCCGCAGAAGCGCUGAAUGCUCAGCCGCGUUGGAGCAGUGCCCAUGGCCAUCUCUGAUGAUGGGGUCCUGGUUCUGUGCCUCACAUAGUAUUUAAGCUUAAGUACAGCUUUUAAG